UCCCAGAAGCAAAGCCAUAUAUCAAUAACUCAGAAGAGAAGCGAAAACAAACUUUGUUUUCAUUUCCAUCCAAAUCCAUUCUAAGAAUGUCAAACGGUGAGGUCGGCGUUAAGGUGAAGGGCCGUUUGGCCAUACUCGCGGCUCAUCUAGCAGCACCGCCAUCCUCCGACGUCUCUUCUCCGAAGAUCAUUGAGCCAUGGUGCGUCGCCGGUCAGACGGCCGCCUCCCUUGGCGGUUCCUUGACCAUCAUCGACGAACGCACUGGGAAGAAGUACCAGGUCCCCGUCUCCGCAGAAGGUACCGUUAAAGCGGUUGAUUUGAAGAAGAUAACGACCGGGAAGGAUGACAAGGUUGUCAAGGUGUAUGACCCGGGUUAUUUGAACACAGCUCCUGUACGCUCAUCAAUUUCCUAUAUUGACGGGGAUCAGGUGAUCCUUCGAUACUGAGGCUACCCAAUUGAGGAGUUGGCCGAGAGCAGUACCUUCUUAGAAGUGGCCUACCUCCUCAUGCAACGGGAUUUCUACUGGAGUAUUUCACUGUUUUAUUUACAAUUCCUCGAAUGGUUGGGUACCUAGCACACUGGAGAGAGUCUCUGGAUGAUCCUGACACAAAGAUAAUGAGACCACAACAGAGUCACAUCAAGAAACUAACGGCACUUUCAUAACUCAUCCGCUAUAUUAACGAAGAUAAACGGUAGCCGUUAUAUAUAAGGGGCUAAUUUACGAUCGGGCAAUUUAGGAGAUAUCUUCUCAAAAGGGUACUACAAGAGAAUACGGGAGAAGUUUAAGGGGCUUAACAAUGGGUUCUGCUUAUAUGUACCUCUUUAGAUCGACUUAUUCUCCGACGCUUAGCACACUACUAGAAAAAUGAGGUAUGCGGACCGAUCAUAUACGGACCGACACGUGUCGGUACGAAAAAAUAAAUAUUUGAACCAAUAUCGGUCUGAAUAUAUUCCGGUGGGGGAAAAUAUACUAAUGAACAUAUU
Rubroshorea leprosula is the source of this 985-nucleotide messenger RNA. Lineage: Eukaryota; Viridiplantae; Streptophyta; Magnoliopsida; Malvales; Dipterocarpaceae. The record is from the annotation of a GenBank genome assembly.